Messenger RNA from Scaptodrosophila lebanonensis, 1728 nucleotides. RefSeq lists its product as uncharacterized. The coding region runs from base 52 to 1710 and encodes 552 amino acids. The record is from RefSeq and is a predicted model, not a curated record. The transcript is spliced from 3 exons. NCBI's taxonomy places the organism in Eukaryota, Metazoa, Arthropoda, Insecta, Diptera, Drosophilidae.
CACAAAGCAACAGACACAAGCAAUGCAGUUCAAAUUUCUCAACUCGCCACAAUGGCCGCAAUUCGACUUCCACAACUGCUCCAAUUAUUACAUUUCCUGCUUAUCUCGUGGCCCAGUUGCUCGGCAAUUAUCUGCUACCAUUGCGACUCCAUAGCCCUCGAAGACUGCGCCAUGACCCUAGGGGAGGUGGGAGUGCUCCCCUACGUCGACUGUACCAGCGAACUGACGUGUGCCAUGUCCAUUGUCGAUUCGAUUACGUAUCGCGGCUGUGGCGGCGACACGCCCACAACAGGCGCCACCUACAAGAAAAUCUGCUCCUCGAAUCUUUGCAAUGCCGGGGUUUAUCCGCCGGGUCGCCUCAAAUGCCAUCACUGCGCCGGCGACAGUUGCGUGGCGGAACCUGCAGGUAAGCCCCAUCCCUGCCGCCAUCACCACGAGGAGGACGAGUGCUACACGGAGGUGCUGAGCUCGCAGGAGGCCUACCGCGGCUGUCGCUCUGACACGAACCACACCAUUGCUGGGGCGACGGAGUACUGCGACAUUAAUGGCUGCAACGACCUAAAAGCCGCGAGCAGUCUGCGCUGCGCCCGUUGCGACUCCCAGGAAGGACGCGGCUGUAAAAUGGAUUUGUUUCACAUCAACGGCGGCAAAUGCAAUAUAUCGCUAUACGAUCAGUGUGAAAUGGAGGUUCUGCUGGCUGGGGAGGGCCAAUCUUGCUUCACUUAUCGUCGACUGAAUCGUGUGGUGCGAGGCUGUACGACGGAGCUGCCUGCGGAUAUAGACUUGGAUGGCUCACAAAUUGUGGAAUGCGACUCGGAUAAUUGCAAUUUGGGAUGCACGGCACAGCAGCGUUGCCUAACCUGCGACUCUGCCUCGAACGAGCUCUGCCUCAGCAAUGCCACUGCAGUGGCCAGCAGCGUUUGUGGCUCGGCAGAGAGCUCCUCCUGCUUUGCCUGCGAGUAUGCGGAUUGGAGCGUGCGUCGUGGCUGUGGCGCCCCGCCCAGCGACGCACCACGCUGCUACCAAUGCGAUGAGGGCGAUGGCUGCAAUGCACAGCCCCUGACCCGCUGCUAUGAAUGCAGCAGCCUGGACGAGGCGGGCGCCAGUUGCGCCAACUGGGAACGACCUGUCGGUAUUUUCAUCGAGGAGUGCCAAAUGCCAGCAGCGCCUUGUCUUAUGGCCAGCUACGAGAACGGCACUACUCUGCGUGGCUGUCAGCGUUCAGAUUUCAAUUGCAGCAUGAACGGCUUACUCAGUUGUCGCAGCUGUGAGGGAAGCUUCUGCAACAAGGGCGCCUUUCCAGAGAAGCGCCUUUGGUGUCAUCAAUGCGUGGGCGGCGCGGAUUGUGCCGUCAUUAGCGGCGAUCCCAGGCCGUGUGAUGUGCCUGCAAAUGAACCAUUGGAAACAACUAUGGCCUGCUUGGAGUACUACGAUGGCGACAGAGACCAGCCGGUGCGCGGCUGUCGCACUAAUUCUCAGCUGUAUUACGAAUGUUUGUUCCGAAGCGACAAAAGCACAGGUUGUAAAUUGUGCCGCACAAAUGGCUGCAAUGACAGUCCACUGAUGCUGCAGCAGACUAGCAAGAAGUUGCAGGAGCAGGCAAUGGAUUUUCUAGGAUUCGUUUCUGGGCGUUCAACAGCCAACAAACUUGCAACAUUCCCACACUUUUGUUACUAUAUUUGUUUAAUUUACCAUAUAAUUUCUAUAUGAAAUAUAAAUGGCAACUAA